AUCCCCUGCAUUUCAUGGCUCGCCUGCCAAUGACAGCAAGAGGUCAGAGGUCAGGAAGUCUCGAGGCAGUAGUCUCACCAGUCUGGGGGAGAGUACUGCGUCAGAGAGGAGGGGCUCCAAACAGCAGCCUGGGACCAGGAGAGUGUCAUCUCAGGUCAAUUACUUGAAAGACUGUAUCAAGCUUCCAUUACAUUUUUGACUGCUUAUUCACCUAUCUGGUUUCUGCUGUGAAAGAAACAGUUCAUUACUUUUUGCACACUAUCCACCCAUUUCCUGUUCAUGACUGAAAACACAAUGUAAUUACAUCUAACUUGUUUCCAAAACAUGUUCAACCAACAAAGAAAUAUCUGAAUUUGUACUUUUUUGUAAUUUAACUGACACUCUCAUCCAUAGCUAGGUGGGACCACACAUCACAGUCAUAGUAAAUACAUUUUUCCUCAAUAAAGUAGCUAUCAGCAGUCAGAGCUGGGGGAAAAGUGUAUAGGUCUAUACAAAUGAAUAAUAAUGUUGAAUAAUAAGAAUGUUGUUCAUUUAUCUUGACAAUUCAGCAAUAUCUUCUAAACCAGCAGUAAAUUGUCUCUCAAACCCUCUGUGUGGAUAGGAUAGGAUCAUCUCACUAGAGAUGUGGGCUCUGAGAGCGGUCACCUGACUCCUGCAGCACCCAGUCCCUUCCACCAGAUGGCCACAGCGAGUCCACACUGUGUCAGGGGAGGACAAGGGACAGAGUGACCGUUCCACCUGAACACCCAAUCCCCAGCACUGCUACCAGCCAAGCCUCGGGCCCUGAGCUCUGGUCAGUUGACUAAUCGUACUACUCCAGCCCAGUGAUAAAGGCAGCUCCAUCCCACCCCCAGCCCAUCUAUGUGUCUCUGAGUGGGGGUGUGGCCUCUGGGGUCAGGAGUCGUGAGCAGGUCAGAGGUGGAUCUGGCCGUUCCGUCUGCUGACCUGCACUCUCUGAACCAUACCAUUGAGGCGGCCAGGGAGAUGAGGGAGGCCUCCAAACGCAUGGCCCGCUCCAUCGCCACUGGACUGCACCACCAGAAGGCGCGGUCACAGUCCUGCAUGCACAGAUGGAUCAGACCAGAAAUACACCAGGGUUGUAUUUAUUAGGCACCAAGCAGAAGAAAACCGACUGAAACAGGGAGGGACUUCACGCUCUCUGUAGCCGACGUGAGUAAGACCUUUAAACAGGUCAACAUGCACAAGGCUGCGCGGCCAGACGGAUUACCAGGACAUGUGCUCCGGGCAUGUGCUGACCAACUGGCAGGUGUCUUCACUGACAUUUUCAACAUGUCCCUGAUUAAGUCUGUAAUAUCAACAUGUUUCAAGCAGACCACCGUAGUUCCUGUGCCCAAGAACACAAAGGCAACCUGUCUAAAUGACGACAGACCCGUAGCACUCAUGUCUGUAGCCAUGAAGUGCUUUGAAAGGUUGGUAAUGGCUCACAUCAACAACCAUUAUCCCAGAAACCCUAGACCCACUCCAAUUUGCAUACCGCCCCAAACAGAUCCACAGAUGAUGCAAUCUCUAUUGCACUCCACACUGCCCUUUCCCACCUGAACAAAAGGAACACUUACGUGAGAAUUCUAUUCAUUGUCUACAGCUCAGCGUUCAACACCAUAGUACCCUCAUCACCAAGCUAAGGAUCCUGGGACUAAACACCACCCUUUGCAACUGGAUCCUGGACUUCCUGACAGGCCGCCACCAGGUGGUAAGGGUAGGUAGCAACACAUCUGCCACGCUGAUCCUCAACACUGGAGCUCCCCAGAGGUGCGUGCUCAGUCCCCUCCUGUACUCCCUGUUCACCCACGAAUGCAUGGCCAGGCACGACUCCAACACCAUCAUUAAGUUUGCAGACGACACAACAGUGGUAGGCCUGAUCACCGACAAGGAUGAGACAGCCUAUAGGGAGGAAGUCAGAGACCUGGCCGGGUGGUGCCAGAAUAACAACCUAUCCCUCAACGUAACCAAGACUAAGGAGAUUAUUGUGGACUACAGGAAAAGGAGGACCGAGCACGCCACCAUUCUCAUCGACGGGGCUGUAGUGGAGCAGGUUGAGAGCUUCAAAUUCCUUGGUGUCCACAUCAACAACAAACUAGAAUGGUUCAAACACACCAAGACAGUCGUGAAGAGGGCACGACAAAGCCUAUUCCCCCUCAGGAGACUGAAAAGAUUUGGCAUGGGUCCUGAGAUCCUCAAAAGAUUCUACAGCUGCAACAUUGAGAGCAUCCUGACUGGUUGCAUCACUGCCUGGUACGGCAACUGCUCGGCCUCCGACCGCAACGUACUACAGAGGGUAGUGCGUACGGCCCAGCACAUCACCGGGGCUAAGCUGCCUGCCAUCCAGGACCUCUACACCAGGCAGUGUCAGAGGAAGGCCCUUAAAAUUGUCAAAGACCAAAGCCACCCCAGUCAUAGACUGUUCUCUCUACUACCGCAUGGCAAGCGGUACCGGAGUGCCAAGUCUAGGACAAAAGGCUUCUCAACAGUUCAGUGACUCCUGAACAGAUAAUCAAAUAGCUACCCAGACUAUUUGCGUUGUGUGCCACCACCCCCAACCCCUCUUUUUACGCUGCUGCUCUCUGUUUAUCAUAUAUGCAUAGUCACUUUAACUAUACUUUCAUGUAUAUACUACCUCAAUUGGGCUGACCAACCAGUGCUCCCGCACAGAGUCUAACCGGGCUAUCUGCAUUGUGUCCCACCCACCGCCCGCCAACCCCUCUUUUACGCUACUGCUACUCUCUGUUCAUCAUAUAUGCAUAGUCACUUUAACCAUAUCUACAUGUACAUACUACCUCAAUCAGCCUGACUAACCGGUGUUUGUAUGUAGCCUCGCUACUGUAUAUAGCCUGUCUUUUUACAUUUGUUUUAUUUCUUUACCUACCUAUUGUUCACCUAAUACCUUUUUUGCAGUAUUGGUUAGAGCCUGUAAGUAAGAAUUUCACUGUAAGGUCUACACCUGUUGUAUUCAGUGUAACAGUAUAACUUUACGUCUGUCCCCUCGCUCCGACACGGGCGCGAACCAGGGACCUCUCGCACACAUCAAUAACGGUCGCCCACGAAGCAUCGUUACCCAUCGCUCCACAAAGGCUGCGGCCCUUGCAUAGCAAGGGGCAACACUACUUCUAGGUUUCAGAGCAAGUGACGUAACUGAUCGAAACGCUAGUAGCGCGUACCCUAUAGCCAUUUCACAUCCGUUACACUCACCCCCCUUUCAACCUCAUCCUUUUCCGCAGCAACCAGUGAUCCGGGUCAACAGCAUCAAUGUAAAAGUAUAACUUUAAACCGUCCCCUCGACUGACACGCUAGUAGAGCGUACCCACUAGCCAUUUCACAUCCGUUACACUCACCCCCCUUUCAACCUCCUCCUUUUCCGCAGCAACCAGUGAUCCGGGUCACGGCACCAAUGUAACAGUAUAAGUUUUCGUCUGUCCCCUCGCCCCGACACGGUCGCGAACCAGGGACCUCUCGCAAACAUCAAAAACGGUCGCCCACGAAGCAUCAUUACCCAUCGCUCCACAAAGGCCGCGGCACUUGCAGAGCAAGGGGCAACACUACUUCUAGGUUUCAGAGCAAGUGACGUAACUGAUUGAAACGCUAGUAGCGUGUACCCGCUAGCCAUUUCACAUCCGUUACAUCAGCGCACGUGACAAAUAAACUUUGAUUUGAAGCCAGAGAUAUUCUGCAGGAUCUUAAUGAAAAAUGGGAACCGUGAACCUGAAAUGAGUGUCAACUCACAGAUACAGCACAGAUACACCACAAUGAAGAAUAGCAUAAUUGCAACAGAGUAGCUUACAAUGUAGCUAAGAAUGUGAAGAGUCUUGUCCUUGUAAUGGAAGCCAAUUUAUUAGACAGCCUUAGUACAUUGGUACACAUGAAGUAUACUUUUGUUUGUGCUUCAACACUUGCAAAUAUAGAAUCCCAAUAAGUUAAACCGGUUUAGGACAGACUUAUGUUUCAAUUAUUAAUAUUUCUUCCCUCUGACAAAUAACUUGGAUAUAAAUUAAUUGAAUAGACAGUGAACCCUUUACAACAGCAACUGAUAAUAGAAAAAAUGAAAUAAAUUGUUGGCAUAACAGAAAACGCAUAGUGCUAUCAAUAUACAACCUGUUUUGCCAGGAAAUAGAGAGGAAAAAUGGAGAAAUAAAAUGUUCGAAAUAUUGGGGUUACAUUUUCUUUGCAAAGCCAUUCACCAUUGGAAGAGUUAAAAUGUACCAGAAGAUAAAACUAACGGACAGACAAACAAAAUAUAGAUAUUAGUUCUUUUCCCAGUUGACCACUACAGCUACAGCUAAAACAUCACCAACACAUGACUUCACAUUGGCAUUUUUUAAAGGAAAUCUUUUACUACUUCACAGUCAGAAACAUCACCAGUCAAGAGUGAGACACUAAAACAUCAACAUAUGGCAUAUACACAACAUACUACUCAGUGCAUGACCCGGUUAAACAUUUUGAUACUAACCAAUGAUAAGACUUACAAUGUGACAGGAUACAAUACUGAAAUACAAAUCGGCCCUUUAUGAUUAUUCUUUAAACAUCUGCAAGCAAUGGCCUUUUGACACUCAACCGUGAAAUCUCUCCAGAGAAAAGGAAAAGAAUGUGGUGAGUAAAUACUUCUUGUCUUAUGGCUGGAGGAAGGAUGCUUCUACCAUUCUGUAGCUAUUUACAGAGUCCCGUUUUUCUCUAUCCUCAGACCUAGGGUCAGUUUGGCUGUUUGUUACUGUCUAACUCACAGAUAGCACUGUGAUUAAAGGAUCUCUUGUGUUGCUUGGUCUCAGUAUUGCCAUACUAAAGGAUAUACAGUAACAGUCCACACAAUGUUCAGGCAUGCUACCAGGGAUGGAAAUUAAGCUAGCCUGCUAGCCUAUGGCUAGUACUUUUCAGACCGGGCUAGUAGAAAAUGUGCCCAACUAGUCCAACGGCUAGUGAAAUGUUGUAUUUUCAAAUAUCGCAUGGCACAGAUUUUGGACUAGUAAAAAUUGCGGUCUACUAGCCUGGCUGGUCAGUGCCCAAAUCCUUAGGUUCCAUCCCUGUAUGCUCCUGAUACAAAUGUCUUGACCAGCUCGGAUUCUCCCCCCUAAUAGGACAGGGAUGAGUUAUAUUGCAUGUUGAGUGAUAUGAUCUUACUGCAUUGACUUUCCUAGUGCCAACCAACUCCAGUAAGCCAUCCCUCCUCCACCCACUACCAAUAAAAAUCACACCAAUAAGAUAAACUGAGGGAACAGAGAAAACCUCUACGUUUUACACAUUCUAGCAGGUUUCAUAGCAUACAAUAUUACAUUUGGUACUUUCAGUUUCAAAUGACCUUAGUUGAUAUUUAAACCUUUUUUAAAUAAGUUCCAUUAUUUGCAUCCAUUGUAAAACAUGAGAAUACUUGCAACAUGAUUUUAUUUCUGUUUCAACAUAUAUUUUUUUCACCAAUGCUAUCAUUGUUUUAUAUUUUUAUUCUUCUCGUGCAAGAUGAGAUGCUUUCACAAUUCAUGAAGGAUUUUGGGGAGGGUGACUGGGGGAUGUGUAGGGUAGAGGAAAGGAGAUAGAUAGAUGGGGCUGGGUGA
Salvelinus fontinalis (brook trout) is the source of this 5555-nucleotide messenger RNA. RefSeq lists its product as uncharacterized. The record is from RefSeq and is a predicted model, not a curated record. NCBI's taxonomy places the organism in Eukaryota, Metazoa, Chordata, Actinopteri, Salmoniformes, Salmonidae. The transcript is spliced from 3 exons. Gene Ontology annotation, molecular function: methyltransferase activity; 2-oxoglutarate-dependent dioxygenase activity. The coding region runs from base 1817 to 2497 and encodes 226 amino acids.